CUUGGAUAUAUAUGUAGUUGUACGUAACACGUGCACGCACAUAUACAUAGCGUGCGAACAUAUCCGAGUUCUAUUUCUCGCGCGUUCGUGUAACUACACGCGAAAUACCGAAUAUGCACGAGUGCAAGUGGCGGUAAACCUCGUGGGUUUGUUCAGCGAGCGCUACGAUUGGUCAAUGAUAGUAAAGGAGUAGGGGAAAGAGACUGUCGGUCGCCGUAACGCAUAUACAUUUUGUAGCAUUGCACUCGUGUUGGCGUACGUACGCACGCGUCUGCUUAAGAGUUCCGUUCGUUCGUUUAAAUAAUUAUAAUUUUUGUAGUAAACAGAUCGUGCAUAGGUUGCAUUAUAAUCUCGGUUGUUAAAAGAAAUGGUUGUACCGGCGGAACAUGCGCUCCAUGAGGCCAUUCAGGUUUCACCACUUAAAUUGUCAAACGAUGUUAGAAGACAGAAAAUCGAAAACCGGUUAGCACGAAUGCGUUUAUCUGCAACGACUGUUAGAAAGAUUCAGGAUGUAUUUGUUUCGGAGAUGAACAAGGGUAUCCAUCAAGAACCGUCAUCUUUACAAAUGGAGAACACGUAUGUACCGGAACUCGUAGAUGGAACAGAGGCGGGACGUUUUUUAGCAUUAGAUCUUGGCGGGACUAAUUUUCGAAUUCUCUUAUUGGAAUUGAAGAAUGGCAGAGUUGUGAGGGAGAAUGUGAAGAAUUAUCACAUCGGAUCUGAAUUAAGGGUUGGCACAGGUCUUCGUUUGUUCGAUUAUUUAGCCGAAUGCCUUAGUGAUUUCGUAAUUAACCAGGGUCUUCAGGAUGUGGAGGUCCCUUUAGGAUUUACAUUUUCGUUUCCAAUGGUUCAACAUUCUCUCGAUGUUGGAAUUUUGGUGACAUGGACAAAGAGUUUCAAUUGUCCAGACGUUGUCAAUAAGGACGCAGUUCAAUUACUCCGAGAUGCUCUUGCUCGUCGAGGUGAUACCAAAGUAAAAGUCAUAGCGGUAUUGAAUGAUACAACAGGAACUCUCGUACAAGGAGCUACAUUGGAUCCCGAUACAGCUAUUGGGCUCAUUCUGGGUACCGGUAGUAAUGCUUGCUAUCUUGAACGAGCUGACAGGGUCGAACAUUGGGAACCAGAAAGACAUGGGGAAAGAGAGGUCGUAAUAGAUAUCGAAUGGGGUGCCUUUGGAGACAACGGUGUUUUAGACUUUAUUAAAACUGAAUUCGAUCGCGAGAAUGACGCGAAUUCGCUUCUCGUAAAUUCAUUUACAUUCGAAAAAUAUAUCAGUGGAAAGUAUCUCGGUGAAAUAGUACGUAUUGUGCUCACCAAAUUAACGAAAGAAGGGCUUUUAUUCCUAGAAAAAGAUCCAGGGCGUUCUUUUUUCACAUCAGGAACGCUUACCUCGGAUUUAGUAUCAUAUAUUGAACAAGACACCGUAGACGGCAGUACCGAUAAUACAAAAGAAGUUUUAGCAAAAUAUGAUAUCGUUCCAACCGACGAUGACAUAAAUAUUGUACAAUACGUGUGCGAAGUUGUUUCUAAUCGUGCAGCUCUUCUCGUUUCUAUAUGUCUCGCGGCAUUGUUGGAACGAAUCGAUAAGGAGAAUGUGACGAUCGCGGUCGAUGGUUCUCUGUAUAAACAUCAUCCUCGAUUCGAAACUUGGAUGAAGCAGUAUAUAGCUUUGCUUGCCCCUAGUCGUAAGUUCAAAUUGAUUCACGUCGAGGAUGGAAGUGGAAAGGGUGCAGCGCUGGUCACUGCGAUUGCGCAAAGGAUUCAAAAGAGAUUAACAUAAUUAUUAUUGACGGAGAAGUGAAUUCACUACUCCGGCAAUAUGUAAUACUCUAUCAGUAGUGCAAGCAUUCCAUGGCAGGACAAUUUCCUGGUUGUGUUAUAAAAAAGGGUAAUAGUCAAAAUGAUAUAACGUUAACUAUAUUUUCAUCAAAGUUGUUGCAUUUGCCAUUGUCAACCUCGUUGAACCAUCUUUAGGAUUUUCGUUAGAAACCAUUGUUUUCCCGUAAAUCUUUGGAAAGUAUAGUCGGCAAUUUUAAUUCAAACGAAUUAUAUAUAUAUAUAUA
Molecule: messenger RNA, 2063 nt
Organism: Vespula pensylvanica (western yellowjacket)
Lineage: Eukaryota; Metazoa; Arthropoda; Insecta; Hymenoptera; Vespidae
Product: hexokinase-2-like
Exons: 10
Coding region: 368-1780 (470 amino acids)
Biological process (GO): intracellular glucose homeostasis; glycolytic process; glucose 6-phosphate metabolic process
Cellular component (GO): mitochondrion; cytosol
Molecular function (GO): mannokinase activity; fructokinase activity; glucokinase activity
Source: RefSeq, a predicted model, not a curated record